Gekko japonicus is the source of this 1085-nucleotide messenger RNA. RefSeq names its product sorting nexin 12 (gene SNX12). Gene Ontology annotation, molecular function: phosphatidylinositol-3-phosphate binding. Lineage: Eukaryota; Metazoa; Chordata; Lepidosauria; Squamata; Gekkonidae. The transcript has 4 exons. Bases 115 to 603 code for a protein of 162 amino acids. Gene Ontology annotation, cellular component: retromer complex; early endosome membrane. Gene Ontology annotation, biological process: late endosome to Golgi transport; endocytic recycling. The record is from RefSeq and is a predicted model, not a curated record.
GCACGUUCCGGGGCGGCGCUAUGUAUUGCGGCGCUAGGGGAGAAGAGAGUGGCGGUUCCGCUGAGGCGGUUCUGAGUGUGAGAAAGACCGUCAUCGUCCCUCGCAGCGCCCGCUAUGUCUGAGGCGGCGGUGGCCGAUACGCGGCGCCUCAACUCGAAGCCGCAGGAUUUGACGGACGCCUACGGGCCACCCAGCAACUUCCUAGAGAUCGAUAUCUUCAACCCGCAGACCGUGGGCGUCGGUCGGGCCCGCUACACCAGCUAUGAGCUCCGCAUGAGAACAAAUCUGCCCAUUUUCAAACUGAAAGAGUCCUGUGUGAGACGACGAUAUAGUGACUUUGAGUGGCUGAAGAAUGAGUUGGAGCGUGACAGUAAGAUUGUAGUGCCUCCACUGCCUGGCAAAGCCUUGAAACGCCAGCUUCCAUUCCGAGGAGAUGAGGGCAUCUUUGAGGAGUCUUUCAUAGAAGAAAGAAGACAGGGCUUAGAACAGUUCAUAAACAAAAUCGCUGGACACCCGUUGGCACAAAAUGAGCGCUGCUUACAUAUGUUCCUGCAAGAAGAGACCAUCGAUAGAAAUUAUGUCCCAGGGAAAGUUCGCCAGUAGGAGAGUCUGGCAUUCUCCAUUUCUUUCUCUCUCCCCCCUGCAAAAAUGACAUUUAUUUUUACAAUGUCCCUUCUGAACCAGCUUUUUCUCUCUGAAUCUCCCCACUUGUCCAGUGUUGCCUGCCAUGCUGUCCCAUUCCACCCCCUUAUCAGGCAGCAGUGUUUGGUUCCAUUGGUCUUUGGUCUCUACAUUAAAGGUGAGAAUCUGCACCUAUUGCUUGUUGAACGUGAGCCAAGAACUAGUGUAAGGUAUUGCAGCAUGCAUCAGAUCUUCCUGUCUCCCUUGUGCAAAGAUGUGGGGAGCUAGACAUCUGUCCCCCUCUCCAUGCAGCCACAGACCUCUGUUGGUGAGUAACUGAUCCUGGAACUCCUCCCCCAGCUGUUGUGGGUGUUCUUUGCCCUUUUGGGUAAUGUUCAUCCCAGAAUCAAGCUUGGCACCAGAAAGUAACAAGUGUCUUCCCUGCCUGCAGAUCAGACGGACCU